Molecule: messenger RNA, 1593 nt
Organism: Lactuca saligna
Lineage: Eukaryota; Viridiplantae; Streptophyta; Magnoliopsida; Asterales; Asteraceae
Source: the annotation of a GenBank genome assembly
AUGAUCGACGAGUAUUUGUUUUCUGAAUCAAUCCACACACUACAUUUCAUGGGCACUUCUUCAGGAUCUCAUUUCAACAAUCAACCUUCACCAACAAUGCUACCUCCACGUCAGCAAGUAAGAUCCACACCUCUUCACACCUCCUUAUCACUCAUUCCACUUCCAACAGAUGCUUCCGGAUCACCAAAUCUUCAAGAACGCGGCUCAAAUUCCGAUCAAAUCCGCGAAUCACCAACCGAAAGUGCAAGCUCCCGUGACACCUGGCCCGACCCUUUAAUCCCAUCCAAAAAAGAAAAUGACAAUACCACCCCUGAGCCCUCUGUCAUCCGCCGUAUCUCAGGAUCAGAUAAAAUGUCCAUCAGAGAUGUAUGUAGGGAAAGAGUGGAUCUAAUUUCAGAAAGAAUGCAGAAUCUACCUUACGAGUUCUUAGAGAAGCUAAAGAACGAUCUUCGAGUUCUUAUUGAAGGAUCCGGUGGUCUUCAACACCGAGAAGAAUACAUUUCUCUUCAGAAAACGGUUCUGGGUCGAGGUGAUUUGACCGAAAAGACCCUCACAAUAGCUCACAGAGGCCAACUAGAGAUUCUAGUUGCUGUCAAGACUGGAAUACAAGCAUUUUUACACCCAACUUUUGAUUUUGAGGUGAAUACAUGUCGAUGGAUUGGGUGUGAUGUGUGUUCUCAUUGGACACACACAGAUUGUGCUAUAAGAAACGGGCAGAUUGGUGUGGGCCCGGGUAGAAACGGGGCAGGAUCCGGAUCCGGGUCCGGGUCCGAGGAGAUGCUCUUUAGGUGUCGGGCAUGUAUGAGGACUUCUGAGUUAUUCGGGUGGGUGAAAGAUGUGUUUUAUCAGUGUGUUCCUUUGUGGGAUCGUGAUGCUUUGAUUAGAGAACUUGAAUAUGUUAGAAGAAUAUUUCAUAGAAGUGAAGAAGUUAAAGGGAGGAAACUUUAUUUCAAAUGUGAAGAACUUUUGGAAAAAUUGAAAACCGGGUUAGGUGAAGGUGUAGCUUGUAAAUCCAUAUUGUCAUUUUUUCAAGAAAUGGACACGGGGUCCCCACAAGAAACCGAAGAAGGGCGAUUAAUCCCACCACAAGAAGCUUUCAAUCGAAUAGCCGAUGUAGUCCAUGAAGCAAUUAAAAAAAUGGAAAUGGUAGAAGAAGAAAAAAUACGAUUAGUUAAAAAAGCGCGAUUAGCCCUAGAAGCAUGUGAUCAAGAACUCAAAGACAAAUCCCGUGAAAUGACAUCACUUAACAUGGAAAGACAAAAAAAGAAGCAUCAAGUGGAUGAGCUUGAAAGCAUUGUGAGACUUAAACAAGCGGAAGCGGACAUGUUUGACUUAAAAGCUAGUGAAGCUAGAAGAGAAGCCGAGAGACUUCAAAGGAUUGCUCUUGCCAAAACGGAAAAGUCGGAGGAUGAUUAUGCAAAUAGGUAUUUGAAACAACGGUUGCAUGAGGCGGAAGCUGAGAAACAAUAUUUAUUUGAGAAAAUAAGGUUGCAAGAGAGUUCAUCGAGGGUGUCACAAGGUGGUGAUCCGAUGUAUAAUAAGAUCCAAGAUUUGCUUAAGAACAUGUAUACCGCACCUUCCAAAGGAGACUGA